Zophobas morio is the source of this 15131-nucleotide messenger RNA. RefSeq lists its product as uncharacterized. The coding region runs from base 368 to 3703 and encodes 1111 amino acids. NCBI's taxonomy places the organism in Eukaryota, Metazoa, Arthropoda, Insecta, Coleoptera, Tenebrionidae. The record is from RefSeq and is a predicted model, not a curated record. Gene Ontology annotation, biological process: actin filament organization; calcium-mediated signaling; neuron projection development. The transcript is spliced from 9 exons. Gene Ontology annotation, molecular function: actin filament binding. Gene Ontology annotation, cellular component: dendrite; cytoplasm; actin cytoskeleton.
AAAUAUUUUAACAUCAGGAAGUUGAAAAUUCUUUAACUUUUAAUUUCGUGUGUAUAUUUUGAAGUUGCGGUUGGUAGUUAGUCCCCCGUGAACCCGAAAUUUCAGGACGUGUGUAGGGCUGGUGUUCGUGAAUUUGACAUUUUUCAAUUAAAAGUAAUUAUUGGGGAGAGUGAGCAAUUGUUGCAGUCCUUAUCAUCAUGUUAUCACAGUGUUUUAGUAUUUGUGCUGAUAAAUAUAAACAUUAACAGUUUUCUAGUGUUUUUUUAUGGAAAGGAUACAAUAAUUGGGCACCGUUUUUUAACGACAAAAAUACUGGAAUACCAUGAUAGUUUAAAAUAAAAAAUCAACUGGUUUGUAAUCGGCUGUUAUGGAAGAAAAAAGGACUCCAAGAGGUGGUGGUUCUAAAGUAUCAGAAAUUGCAAAUAAAUUUCAAGCACAGAUUCCUAACACUUGCGAUGCUUCAAUGAAAAUCAAAGCUAAGGUGGAUACAACCUCGCAAGAUUUAGUGGAAGAGGUAUCGGGAGGAAAUGUUGUGAGAACAGAAUCCCACGUAACUAGAUUUAAUCAUGCACGUGCUCUAUUUGAAAAAUUAGGGGAAGAAACCCGUAAUAAUUGCGAAAAGCAUGUAGUGCCCGUAACAGUUAAAAGAAUUAACAGCUGCGACUUGAAAUUGAAAGUCAACGUAUCGCAAAGUGAGACUAUUAAUUCUCAUGAAGAAAGAUCUAGAUCACCAUCGCCAAAACUUACAAAGGGCAACGAUGUUGUGUUUCCAGAUGAUCACAUAGGCUUUAUAAGCAAAACUAAUGGUAUUAAAUCAAUUAGUUCGAAUGAAACUAGUUGUAAAACAGAUGAAAAUCAGAAACGAAUUAAAUCAAAUUUUUUACUAAAAACUAAUAAACCUGAGAAACCAGAGAAACCCGAACGCAAACUUAAUAGCAAAGAACUUAUUGAAAAGCAGCGGAAUUGGACGUCACAUUUCUCAAAAUCACGAAUUAUACGUUACAAUAGUGAUCCAAAUAAAAAUGAAAUACAAUUUGUCGUAAAUGAGAAGGAGAACGAUUCUAAUCGACAGAUAACUAGUAGAAAUAUCUCCUUGAUUAGCAAAACAACAUUGUUGGCUCAACCUGAGUAUGCGGAAAAUUUCCGAAGGAAAAACAUCAGCAAAAAAGAACGUCCGGCUUCAGUCAUUCCAACAAUUUGCAGUAACAUUGAGGUUAAUCUGGAAAAUUCUGCGCCCAAAACAACACAUUUUAAUGAAGUUCACAAAAGGAAAGAAAAAUCAGCAAGUUGGAUUUUAGUAUCCUCAGGAAGCAAUACUGCGGAAUUUUUAUCGAAAUGUCAUUCAGAACAGAAUAAAUGUUUACCAGAUGAUAUCUCAAACACUAGGAAUGAACAUAAUAGUGAAAAAUUGUCACGUUAUUUUCUACCUGUACAAAAUGAUGAGGUCCACAAUGAUGUUGCCAAUCUAGAAAGUCCAAGGAUAUCUGACAAUUUUGUGAUACCAGUUAGUUCUAGCAAAGCUAAUUCUGAACUAGAGAAGCAGGAAAAUGAAGAAAACGAAAAGUCACUGGGAAAAUCAAAUGAGGAAGCUUUUACUCUUGGUUGUAAUUUUUAUUCAGAGGAAGUUUCUAAAUCACCAAUGGGUCAAUCAGACGAAAUCAAGUCUCGCGUAAAUCUCGUAUGUGAUAUGGAUGAAUUUGCACCUGGUUAUGUUGACUGCAGCCAAGCAACCGUAAUGACCCCUAUAGAAGAGCAAUUUAUGUUAAGUACAAAGAUCCUGGAAAAGCAUUUAAGUCAAAUUAAUCAUCAACUUCUGUCAGAUGAAGAAGCACAGGAAGUAGUCAGACUGCUGAUUCCUAGUAAAUCCAUUGCAGAAGAUGCCACAGUUAACACAUGUGGAGAUUCCUUACAUGAUUCAAAAAGACCGUGUGAUACGUCCAUGAUUUCUGAGGUUUCCGAAUCGACUGAUUUUGAGGAAGCCAUUAAAACUGAUAAAGUUGACGAGAUCGACACAUUUUUGGAUGAAAGUGUGGUUCAUUCUCAACAAAAGGAUUAUGUUCCUGAUAUAAUACCGAUUGUGGGAGUUGAAGACGGCGUGCACUAUUUUGAAGACGGACAUUUUUGGAUGGAAGUUCCAGGAUUAUUACCUGAAGAUUUGACAGAAGAAGAAGAGGACACAAAAUGUAGCAUACGUUAUUCCAAACAAAGCAAGGUUUCUUUUUCUACAGAACCUAUGAAAGUGUAUUCAACUUUCAGCAUAACCGAAUAUGAUAGACGUAAUGAAGAUGUAGACCCAGUAGCGGCAUCAGCGGAGUACGAACUGGAAAAGCGCGUAGAGAAAAUGGAUGUUUUUCCUGUAGAAUUGGUUAAAGGAUCUGAAGGGUUAGGUCUCAGUAUAAUUGGAAUGGGUGUUGGAGCUGAUGCGGGCUUGGAGAAGUUAGGUAUUUUUGUGAAAACAAUAACUACAAAUGGAGCGGCAGCUAAAGAUGGAAGAAUUAAAGUAAAUGAUCAAAUUAUAGAAGUUGAUGGAAAGAGUCUUGUCGGUGUUACUCAAGCUUAUGCUGCUAGUGUUUUAAGAAACACUUCCGGUCUAGUGAAAUUUAGCAUUGGUCGUGAACGUGAUCCGGAAAACAGCGAAGUAGCUCAACUCAUCAGACAAUCAUUGCAAGCAGAUAAGGAACGAGAAGAAAGAAGGCAAAAAACUAUGGAAACUGAACAACAACAGAGUGAUGCUAGUACAGUUCCAUUAACAGGUUCCGCAAACACCAGCGUAUCGGACGGUCCUAAUAGUCCAGUGGUUAACCACGAGAACCUAAUGGAUUCAGAACAAAACAUGGAGGUAGAAUUACUCAAAAUGUUACUGCAACAGUUAAUCGAACACCACGCUUUUCAACCUGAUAUUAUUGAAAAAUUGGAGCAAAUGAGUCAACAAAUCAGAGGUCUAGAAAAGAUGCUAUCAACCGCCAGAAAAGAAAUUCAGACAUAUCAAAGUAUGCUGGAACAAUCUCAGUCACAAUAUCUCGUCGUGGAAAGAAAAUACAUGAAGACAAAACAGAUACUUCGAGAAUAUCAGAAUCGUGAGUUAGACUUGAUGCACAGAGAAGAUUAUUAUCAGCAGUUGUUGCAAGAAAAGGACACAGAAUAUAAUGCGUUGGUAAAAAAUUUGAAGGAUCGUAUUAUCAUUCUAGAGCAAGAUGUGUUGGAAACCCGACAAGAGGCUGGGUUACCCUGCGUUCUUCCACAAGAUCAUGCAAAUAUAAAGCAACGUAUUGCGCAGGUUUUAGAAAAAGGUCCACCCAAUAUUUUAAUACCAGAAAUAAGUAACAAUUUAUCAGAUUUAGAAAUAUCUGAUCCAAGUCCAGAUGAGGAUAAAACAGCUACAGUUGAAAGAAAACUUCCACUUAAGGAAGAGUUAGAUAGUGUUGUACCACAACAUGAAUUACUUGAUAUUUCAGCCAAUAAGCGUAAAGCAGAAUUAGCUACUAGAGGAGCCCUUGCUAAUAGACAAUUGCCUAGUACGAAAAAGGGUUCGUUAAGUAAUAGUAGCAGCUCCGAUUAUGGGUUAGACGAAAGCUUCAAUUCCGGGGAUGAACUGAACAUCUAUGCACAACCUCAGGAUUCGUGCUAUUGCGGUGCCAAAGAAAAACGGUCUACUUGUACUUCAACAGGACGUUCAAGUGAACGUCGUACUACUUCAUUGUAAAUAAUGAUGAAGGGAUAACAACCCGAAACCGAUACGAAUAACAUAAAUAAAAUAGUGGACAGAAAGUGUUCUUUUUAUUUACAAUGAUGAAAUUUUGAGACGGACGUUUAGGUACAAAUCAUCAAGUGCUAUUAUUUUGCAUGAUUUUCUGAACUAGCCGUAGCUUUAUUUAUUGACAAAAAGAAUUCAAAUUUUGAAAAAAAUUGUUCUAUGUUGUAGUAGAAACUUUUUUUAAGUCGUCUUAAGUCGACUUACGAUCUUCGGGAAGUCUGUUGUAAUAUGUAAUUUACAUAUACUUAGAACCUCUUCGCAAAUAAAGCAGUUUUAGUGUUUAUUGUUUAUUGUUGUUGCUUAAUGGCCAACAAAGAAAUUGAAAUAGGCAAUUUACAAAAUAAUUUAAACUUAAGACUAAUGGGACAGAGUUAAUACAAGUCAAUGCAAUUUAAAAAUUUAAACCAGAUUGUACCUUAAAAACAAAGAGAAAUAAUAAAACUCAAUAAGUAUGAUUACAGGACAACGUUUUUCUAAAGAGAUUCAAAUUAUAAUAAUUAAACAAUCAAUAGAUGGAGAUAGGUUAAGUAGGUCAUCAAUUACACAGGUUUACAAAAAUCAAAAAAGUUUUUUGGACUGAAUAUCUAUUUAUCACUUCUACUGUAUUUUCGCUCGCUGAAUUCAAAUUCGUGCUCAGUUGUUCUCCAGCACGUCUAGAUUUUGUGACUGCGCAAGGUCACUAAUCAUUGGGCUAAUCAAAAAUUUCGUUAAAGCACUCGACAAAAAUGAUGCAGCCUUUAAAUACUUACUAAAAAUUUUUCCAACGUUAUCUUAUGCCAAAAUAAAAGAAGGUCCGGACGUACGAAAACUGAUUCAAGACAGCCAAUUUACGAGAUAUUUGUCAUCGUGCACAACUUUCUCGGUAUUAACCAAAGUUCCGAUUACAAAGAAAUUGUUGCAAAAUUAUUGAAGGAUUAUAAACAAAUUGCGGCUCGCAUGUCUUUGAAGUUACAUUUCCUUCAUUCGCACCUAGAUUUUUUUCCUGCUAACUUAGGCGCUACCAGUUAUGAACAGGGCCAACGGCUACAUCAAAAUUUAUAUAGCAUGGAGAAAAAUUACCAAGGUUUUUGGGAUGAAGGCAUGAUGAGCGAUUUUUGCUGGAUGUUGUUGCGUGAAACCGUUGGUCAAACGUAUGCUCGACAAAGAAAUACUGGACUGCACUUUCAAUUUUAAAGAUUUUUUGUAAGAAAACUGCUAAAUAUAUUAAAAUUUCAUCAAAACUUGUCAUAUUCAAUAUCUCAAAAACUUGACGUGAUGGGGACAAACGGAUUGCAGAAUCGUGUUCAGCGUGCAAAAUUGGUCUAAGAACACUAAUUGGUUGCUUUGUCCAAAAACUAGUGUAAACCUGUGUUAUUAGGGUAAAAAUAGUUCAAGGGCUCGAUUAUUUCUCCCACUCCUCAUUAACCUUGCCAGUCCAGGGUCGCGCGAUCGAACAUGCAGCAAUGAGCUAAGCGAAAUAAUAACAUCGUGCGCUACUGAAGGAAAGUUAGUGGUGGGAGUCGCAUGGCCUAAAACUGCAUCCUUUUAAUUAUUAGUCUUGCAAUUCUCAUACAAGCAGAGUGAAAUCCAUAGUUAGUUCUUUGAAGCGCAGUAGAAAAUCAAUCAUUACCUCUAGUAAUAUAAUUAGGAAACCGAAAAAAAAAUAUAUUAAAAUUGGACAAUCAAAUUGAUGAUACAAAAUUUUCUAACCGAAAAGAAUAUAAAUUUCCUACAAAACUCAAAUGAUUCCAAACCUAGCAACUGAAAACGAUCGUCGUGAGAAAGCUUAUUUUUAUAGAUUUUAAGUUUAAAUAAAAUGAAAUUUUUUGAAAAUUUUCUUUGUGUUUUUUCCAUACGCGCAACUUCACUUCUGCAAUAAUAUACCGAACUAACGUGAAAUAAUUUGAUGAUUACCAAUUACAUUAUUGAAAUGUUCAUGUGAACAUGUGGCCCUUUUUAUAAAUCCAAUUAAUCUAUACGCUCUUUUGCAAAGUGUUUUUCAUACCGAAGGCUAGACAACGCGUUGGAAAGCUGUAGACUGCAGUUUCGAUCUCGUUUGAUCUCAUCAGUACAGCACAUUCCACCGAUUGUCUAGCAUCCAUUGUGUUUCGCUUAUGUGCCUAAGCUUAGUAAACAUGUGUUAGUAAGAUGUCAAGUGGGGCGACCUAUAUGUUUUCCCCUACGAAAGUGGCAACACCAGUGCAGGUUAGAUGUAAUUCAGCGUCCGGCGGGGCUUUUGUCCGUUACGUAGCUGUUUGCCUCCACUGGUUGGUUCCCCAAAUAGCGCGAAAGUAUGAUUUUCCGGCACAGUGCGGAAAAACACAAGUCGCCAUACUUUACAUUUCAAUAUACGUUCUUUUUAUGAUACUUAAGUCCGAAAUAUUUGCAACUCUUUGAAGACUGAUGUUACCAAUAGAGGAAUAUUGAUAUUCGAGAGGAUGUAUUAUCCAUGCGAAAGUUAUAAUUUUACAUUUAUCGAUAUUUAAAGACAUUAGUUUUGUUAAUAAUAAGUUAAUGUUUAUCCGAUCAAACGCUUUGGAGAAAUCGGUGUAUACGGCAUCAACUUGGUUACCACAUUCUAACGCCUGGAUAAUAAUAUAGUUAGUAUAAACGAAAAGAUUACUAACCGUACUACGUUGGGGUAUAAAACUAUGCUAGUUUGUAACAACUGUAUUUUUAGAUAUGGUUAAGAAACUAUUAGUGAUAAUGGAUUCUAACGCUUUAGACAAUGGUGAAAUGGAACAAAUUUGGUAUGUAGUUACACACAUUUGUUUGUACCAGAUUUAAAUAGUGGCAAAAUGUAAGAAAUUUACCAUUUAUCUCGACAAAUACCUCUUUUAAAGAUGACUGUAAGAGGACAAUGAUAGGAACUGUAAUAGUUAGGUUACAAAGUUUUGUAAAAUAAGGUGGAAUGACAUCCGGAAUUUUAUGUAACGGAAUUUCUACAGUUAUCAACACUUAUUUCUGGUGUCGUAGUGUUGAUGAAACGAUAAAAUUGUAAGCAUAGAAAGGUUUAAUAUAGCUGAUGUAUUAGAAGACUACGCAUAUAGCAUCAGAAUCUUAAAUUUUUUAAAAAGUGAUGUAUAUGAUGUUAACGGACCAACAUCAACAUUUUAUUUAACGUUUCGUCUUUUUUAGUAAUCCGAAAACUCUCUUUGCGUAAAAUGAUGCACUUCAAACAGUAAUAUGCUGUCUGAAUACUAUUUACUACAUUCAUACACAUGCAGAAUAAGUAUUAAGAAAAUGGAUGUCAACAAUUUCUUUCACUGUGUGCUGGCAUAGCAGAAAAUUGUAUUUUUGUUACAAACGUUUUCUACAUUAGCGUCUUGAUAUAAUAUAUAAUAUAUAUAAUAAGUCUCUUGCCGUCUGAUAUCGAUAGUUCAGAUGUGGUCGGCAGAGGCGCUACAUACCGAGGGAUCUUAAUGUGAGUCGAUCUUAAGGGUCAGCUAAAGCAAAUUUUUCCUUGGGAGGCAAUAAAAUUCGGUCAUGACCAGUGCUUUGACGGGCCACUGUAUUUAAAGAACCGGUCGGCUUAGCACCCAGCUGGACACACCAGCACUCACUGCACAAUAAUAAAACCGACCAGAAUUGUUCAGAGGUCUGUUUGCAAAAAUGAAUUAGAAUAAUUAAAAUAUUACUUUGCAAGUGCCCAAUUAUGCUAUUGGAGGCAAAGUAAUAGCACUUCCCCAAAAUUAAAUAAUAAUAAUAAUAAUAUAAGUACUUAUUAUAUUUAUUGUUAUCAAAGUACGUCUUUCAGCAGCUAUUCUAUUACUUAUCACCACUGUAUAAAACUUAUUGUAGUCACUACUGUUUUUAUAACUAAUAUUACACCACUAUUACUAUUGUACAACUAUAUUUGACUAUAAAAUCGUCACUAUAUCUAUAAUCUUAUAGCACUAUCUUUAUGAAAUUGACGAUAUCGAACAAACGCACUAGACUCGUUCGAAAUCAGCUACAAAUAAAAAUUCGAUGCUAACUGCAACAACUUUUAAACAAAAAUUUGCAUUGGUGGGAGAUUUCAAAAUAUCUUAUUGGCUACAUGUAAAUGUAAAUUUUGGUUCCCCGAUAAUUACCUGCGGACGCAAAUCUUUAAUCUGUAACAAAUAUUCCUAAAUACUUAGACGGGGGCGACAAGAUAAUGUAAAUUUAAAAGUAUGUCUGUAAUUGCCUCUUAUUUGGCGUUGUGACUUGCAGAUUAAAGGGUGGACACUCCCAUAAAAUUUUAUUGUCGGAUUAUGGGGGCUUAAAAGGAUAGGUUCUAUGGGCUAGCUGCUAUGGAUUUGAGUGGACCAGAAAAAUGGCUAAGUUUGGUUGACCACAAAUUUUAAAUAUUCUGCCCCUAUUUACUCAAUUAUUUAUUAAGAUAUUUUAUUUCUGUAAAGUGCAAUGGAUUUUUUAAUACAAUUUCUACUAAUGUACCUUUUUGAAAAUUUAAAAUUAAUCCAUAAAUAGCGAAAAGCAGAUAAUCUCAUACUCACACAAUUUUAACGCGUUGUAGUUUUUUUUUGAGAACAAAAUUUAAAAAACGGAAAAGCAGUCUCGGUAGAGUUUUUUACGCUCAUUUCAACGGUGUGAAGUUUAUUACAAUCCGACGUAUACUUUUGGCAAAAACUUGGGCAGAAGUUUACAUGUAUUUCCCUAUGCUGAAAUUAUGCUUUAGCUCACCCUUAAAAUGUGUGGCAAAUAGAAUAGUAACUUUUAUGAAAGAGAAAUAUAUCUCUGUCCUUCUUAGGCUCCGCGUUUUUGACAGCAGGUAUUUUUUGGUUCCGGUAUCGCGAUCCUAUUACUGUCAUUUGGCUGUCAGUUUUCUUGCUGGUAACACGUUCUCCACGACUGUUUGCCGGUUGCCGAUGACGCUUUUUUCUUGUAUAGAGCUGGAGUUAGUUUUGUGACUGGAGUAGUGUUCUCUUCCGUCCGUUGACUGGAUAAUUCUGGUACAAUCUGUCGUAACCUCAAAUCGUAAACAGCAAAUAUUCUUUGACAGUUCCUACAUUUGAUAAAGAAAAUUACUAGUCUCACGCUAUCUUUGUCUAGCACAUAGGUUAAGUUCCUCUUUGUCGAAGUCCGGGCACAGGCAGUUUGCCGUACUUUCUAAAAGUAAAUAAUGGUAAACAGUAUAAUAAUAGAUCUAGUGACUUUAGGGAAUCUAGCCACAAUAUAUCAGUACCGAAACUGUGGCAAUAGGGUAUUCCACUGCCACUUUGUACCGCUAGAGGCGCCACGUCUGUAAGGGCAAAAUCACCAAAGAGUGUCAAAUAUAGUGACUUUCGUGUGGUAAAGUUGUACCUCUACAUGUGGCGACUGUAUUACUAGAUAUAUUAACAAAAAUUUUUAUUCAAAUCAAAUAAAAUGUAGAAAGACUGAUUAAUUCACAAAAUACAAAUGUCAAUUUGAUUGUUGCCAAACCUUUGGUUACAAUUCCUGCCCCUUCGGUGGUGGCGCCAUCUACUUUAGAUUUGCGUGGAAUACCCUAUAUUUGCGAAACGGGUGUAACUUGGGCAGCCCGUUCCCGCGAAACACGAAGAUUCAAAUAUUUAUAUAAUACUAAUAAUUGUACACAAAAAUAGAAAUGUGUGAUACUAGUGAUAUUGACGUUUUUGUUACUUCCCGACCGUAAGCGGGUCCGUCGACCGACUAUCUACUUUUACACUGUCUCGACCUUUCAUGACCCCUAGAGUACGAAGAGAUACGUCUCCGGUUUCCAUCUAUCUGACUGUCUGUCUGUCUGCUGUCCCAGAUUCUUAUUAGACAGAUCUCCGAAAGUAGUGGACCGAUUGUUGUCAAAUUUUGUAUUUAUAAAUAGGAAUAUCAUGCAGAUGGUAAAACGCUAACCAAAAUUUGUAUAAUAAUGUGAUGACGUCACUUCAAAAUUGUACAAAGUAAAUGAGUUUUAAAUUGUAUAAAAUAAUAUAGUCCUGCAGAUGCAGUUUAUGACUCCGAGUUGAGUUUUUACCGGAAACGUCCAGAUUUUUGGGAAAAAAAACAAAAUUAUUAAAGAACAUUUUAGAAUUUAAUUUUGAAUGUGCAAAACUGAAUGCUUUGAAAUCUUGCGGAUGUUUUAAAGUUAUGAUAAACGUAAUAAAUUUUAAUCUUCUUUAUACAUAAAAGCCAAUGUCCCGACUGACCUAUCAAUGCCCAGCCCAAACCGCUAAUGCUAGAAAGUUGAAAUUUGGAGAGAAUGUUCAUUUUAUACCGGAGGCAUCGUUUAAGAAGGGAUUUCUCGAAAUUCGUUCCCUGAAUGGGUGAAAAGGGGUGAUAAAAUUUGUACAGGACCAAUAUGUCUACUGUAAAAUUUACAUCGUUACGUGAAACCUGGUACAUUUUAAUCUUCUUCAAUACAAAUAAGGAAAUAGUAUGUAAUAGAGAUGUACCGACUGUAGGUCUGGCCGACUAACCGACUAGCUGAUUGUUCGGCCAGUAAAAACCGACUAGUCGGCCGACUGUUCGGCUUUGCUAAAACCGGUUUAUAAAUGCGACAGACAGUGUGUUUUUUUUUCUAUUUCUCUGACUACCUUAAAAAUUUGUUUUAUUUUAAUAAAAGGAAUAACUAAAGUUCCUUUGUUUUCCAAAAAAUGUGUUAAAUUUUUUUGGAUAAUUUUAACAUUUAAUUUUUUUUAGUAACUCAGUACAAAAAUUAUGAAUAACACAAUUUAGUUUAUACAAUAUUUGAACUAAGAUUAAGUUGAUCGCACAUUUAACAAGGCCAUUAGCGACGUCUGAUUGGCGUAGAGUCGGUCACAUGGUACUUUAACGCGGGGUUAAAAAUUAAAUCGCAAUUAAAUAUUUAAUUGAGGUUCUGUGAACCGAGUUUAAUUGUUUUAUAUACUAUUUUAAUUUUAAUAAAAAAAGCCGACCGAUCGGCUGGUUAGCCGACCAGUCGCCGACUGCAGCCGACGAUGAAAAACGGUCGAAUAGUCGGCUUAUCCGACCGGUCGGCCACUAGUCGGUACAUCCCUGGUAUGUAAGCAUUUUCAGAGAUUCGAACCCUAAGGGGGUGAAAAGUGGUGUCUACGUUUGGGCGCCUAAGUUUGUAUAGGAACAAUAUUUCUACUAUAAAUUGAAAUUUUUACGUGCAACUUGGUGUUAAUAUUCUUCCACACAAAUAAUGAAACCCGUCUUUAAGUAUUUUCUAAAAUUCAACCUCUAAGGGGGUGAAAUGUGGAGGCUAAGUUUGUAUGGGAAAAUAUUUCUAUUGCAUGUUCAAAUUUUUACGAGAAACUUUUUAUUAUUUUUUAUUAAUGCUCUUCGACACAAAUAAUGAAACACGUAUUUAAACAUUUUCCGAGAUUCAACCCCUAAUAGGGUAAAAAAAGGCGUGGCUAAGUUUGUACUAUGAGAAAAAUAUUUUUAUGGUGGUGUUUACUUAAAACUUGGUAUUAAUGCUCUUCAGCACAAAUAAUAAACACAUGUUUAAACAUUUUUCCAGAUUCAACCCCUAAGGAGGUGAAAGGUGGCUAUAUUUGUGUGGGGAAAAUAUUUGUAUUGUAAAUUUAAAUUUUUACGUCAGACUUGGUAUUAAUUAUGUCCAAGACAAAUAAUGAAAUCCGUAUUUAAGCAUUUUCUGAGAUUCAUCCCCAAAGAGGGUGAAAAAUGGUGACGAAGUUUGUAUGGGAAAAUAUUUCUACUCUAAAUUUUUACAAAUGAACUUGGAUUAAUACUCUUCAACACAAAUAAUGAAAUACGUAUUUCAGGUUUUUUUCGAGAUUCCACCCCUAACAAGAUGAAAGGGGGGACAAAGUUUGUAUGAGGAAAAAUAUUUUUAUAUCGAGUUUUACUAGAAACUUUGUAUUAAUGUCCUUCAGCACAUUUUUUUACUUGAAGCUUGGUAAUAAUGCUCUUCAACACAUCGAAUCGUCUAUGCGAGCGAAGCCGCGGGCGAAAAGCUACUCAAAAUAUAUUUGCUUAUCUCCAAAAAAUUGGUGACGUCAGCUCAAAAUUUUGCCGAAUAAAUCAUAUCUAAAAUGUCCAAAAUAUGAUGAGUCUAUACUAGUGAUUUAUGAUGCCAUUCAUAUUUUUUGGAUUUGCAUAUCGAGGGUGACUCAAAAAAUUAAUGAAUGAAUCUUAGAGAUGUUUUAAAGUUACCACAAGCAUGAUAAAUUUUUGAUCAAAAUGCAUUUGCUCAUCCCCCCUUAAUAAUUAAUGACGGCACCCCAAAAUUUUGCUGAAUAAAUCCUAUCUAAAAUGUACAAAAUAUGAUGAGUCUGUACUUGUGAUUUAUCAUUCCAUUCAUAUUUUUUGGAUUUGUAUACACAGGUGACCCAAAAAAAUUAAUAAAUGCGUGAAUUUAUUUUUUUGAUUUAAUCAGGAAUUGCAAAACCGAAUGCUUUGAAAUCUUGGAGAUCUUUUAAAUUUAUAAGCAUGGUACAAUUUUGAUCAAAAUGUAUUUGUUCAUCCCCCUUAAAAAUUUGAUGAUGCCGCGGCAAAAUUUUGCUGAAAAAAUGCUAUCUUAAAUGUGUAAAGAAGAUGAUUCUAUACUUGUAAUUUAUCACUGCAUUAAUAUUUUUUAUAUAUAUGUGCUUAUACUGGGUGUCUGAAAAAAAUUAAUGACUGACUCAAUUAAUUUUAUUGAUUAAAUCAAGAAUUGCAAAACUAAAUACUUCUCUUGCAGACGUACUUGUGUUAAAUUACAAGUACUAUACAGGGUGUUCCUUUUAUCUGUUUACGCCUGACAAUUUUUGCAUGGGCAACAUAUUAUACACCUCAGAGACGACUUCGUCCAAUUUAUUUUUUUUUAAUAAGCAAUCAUAGCAAUCACAAAAAAAUGACAAAGGUGUCAAUGCCAAAGAAUGACAAAAUUGAAAAAAUUAACACUCAAUUUAUUUUAAAAUACCCUGCUACAAAAAUGUAAUAGGCAUGCAGUCGUCACGUUUCCGACAGUGAGGGAAGUUCUGUCUAAACUCUUUAGACCAAUUUUUUUAAAGAGCUGGAUUUGUCGGAUUAUACUUGUAGCCUUCGACCAAUUUUUUAUUGAUCAAAUUAAGAACUUUAUUUUUUAUACAGGAUGUUAUUGAAAGGUACGUACAACAAAAUUGACAGUUAUUCGCGAAAUCUGAGAAGUCGGAAAAACUUAUUUUGUGUUAUCAAAAUUAACCCUUAUCCAACCUUUUUAGACGCUACUGAAGGAUAAAUAAGUAAAAUUAAUUUAUUUUAGUAAAUCCUAGCAACUGUAAUAAUAAAACUAUUGUCAAAACUAAAUGUUGCUGUAGAAACGAAAGAUGAUCUUUUUAUCAGAGGCGUACAACGAAUGUGGACAUAAAUUUUAAAAAUUUUUAUCUCUAAAAGGAGAACACUUACCUGAACUUUUUUUACUUUUAUAACUCAUACUUCGAGACCAAUUGCCGAUUUUAUUUUGUACGUACUUUUCAAUAACACGCUAUAUUUGCUUAUAAGGGUCACUCAAAAAAAUGAAUGAAUUAGUCAAUUUAUUGUAUUGAAUAGACCAAGAAUUGCGAAACUGAAUACUUUGACAUCUGGCAGACGUUUUAAAGUUAUUGUAAGCAUGGUAAAUCUUAAUCAAAUAUAUCUGUUUAUUCCCUCCAAAAAAUUUAUGACAUCAUCUCAAAAUUUUGUCAAAUAAAUUCUACCCAAAGUGUGCAAAAUAUGAUGAGUUUUUACUUGUGAUUUAUCAAUGCAUUCAUAUUUUUUAGAUUUGCUUAAGAAGGUAGCCCAAAAAAUUAAUUAAUGUGACAAUUUAUUUUAUUGAUGAAAUCCGGGACGGCUCACUCUAUUUUCCCAGAAAAUUUUGGGAAUACAAUACUGUUAUUUUAAGUAUUACACUGCACCAUUUCAAGUUGAUAUACGUGUCCUUGCAAAAAUGAAGGUGACGUCAUCACAAAAUUGUGUAAAGAAAGAACUCAACUCGAAUAAAAUGUUGAAUAUGUUUCAUUGUACUUCAGGAGCGAGGGAAGUUCUGUCGAAACAACUUUCGACCAAUUUUUUGUAAAUUUUAAUUCAUUCAAGCAAAGCAUUUUUAUUCAAUUUUGACGUUUUAAACUGCGUCUAUUAAAUCUUUAGCAAGUCUGACAAAUAAGUUAUUAUUCACAAGUGAAUUGCGAAAUUUUUAAUUCACUCUUAAAAUUUUUAAAUCACUCAGAAAAAUAAAAAACAGCUUCAGGAACAUAAACAUGAUGCUUAUUAUUUUUAAUAGUUUUCACAAGAAUACAAUUUGUUAACAAUUUUCACUAAACGGUUGCUGCUACUAAAUCAGGAUUGUUUGGCAAAUUUCUUUGGCUCUGUGAGGCGUUAAUUUGGAAAUUGUAUAAAUCCCACACCAAUACAAUUCCAAAAUGCCGUUUCGGAUACUAUAUAUUACAGAUUAUUUCGAUACAAGUCCACGAACCAACUGCAAGACAAUAUUUUUCUUGAAAUGAAGAAUUUGCCAAGUUGUUCUUUUGAACAAACUGCACGACAUAUCUUCCCACUAUUCUGACCGCUUAAACAAUCAUUAAGCGAUGUGAAUUACCGAAAAGUCACCUGGAAACAACAUACCUGUUUAUGGUACGUUUGUGGAUACUUACAAUAUAUUCAAGUGAGAGUCAGCAAUAAAGACGCGUGAUCAGCGCGUGUUCAACUGCCUAUUGGUUAAGGCAGGGUUUUUCCCAAGUCAGUUUUCCACUGUACCGAUAUUUCAUUGUCGGUGCGUAUCAUUGUUGACUUAUCCCUUGCUUUGUGUCGUCUCUUUGCUUCCAUCCUUCGUGUUUUUGCUUGUUUUUAUACUUGUAAGCGGUAUCAGGUCGGACGUUGGAAACAUUAUUAUGUCAAAAUCAGAAUCCAAAACUUCUGUACAGUGUAACACGGGCUAGGCGCAGUAUUCUUACGCGCACUCGGCUCCAGAAUGCAUGCAUCAUGCAGGUGCCACGUGAUCAUUGACUCUUUCCUUUGAACAGAGUAUAAUACGAAAAUCCUUACAUCGCCAUUGCUGCAAAGUUUAUGUGAACUUUGCAUAUUCUUGUGAAGUGGUAGAUUCUAUAUUAAUUUUGUGCCAUUUUAAGAUCUCGAAUUAAGAUGUGAUUUUUGGCGAUUUAAUGAUGCCACAUGAACAUUUUACAUUUUAUACGGCGGCAAUCGAUGAAACAUUUUGUGAGUUUUUUUCAAUUAAUGCACUGUAAUCAUUAACUGGUUUGCUGCUAAAAAACGAAUUAUUAAAAAAUACCAUUCCACCACCCAUGUAAAGAUUUUCCUCUUCGUUACCUGGAUUCAUUUUUUAUUAGAGUUAGAAUUUUUUACACACUAAAAUUUAAAAAUAAAACUUGAACCGCUCAACCACGUAGACUUCGAUCUUAUAUCAGCUUUAACCAGUAGUUAGUUGACAUUCACCCUGUAAUUUUUUAGUAGUUUUUACAUGUAUCGUAAGUAUCUAUUACUUUGUUGUUAAAAUAAAUUUUACUUUUAUCUUAAA